UCAUCUCUCUCUCUCUCUCUCAAUUGAUCAGACUGUAUUUAGUCACGAAUCACUUGAAGAAUUUCUGGUUUUUUGGUUAACCGAAAUGGUUUUUGGUGGUUUAGAGGUGGUCCUGGAUCUCUGAAUAUAUUGCUGGAAUUUAUGUGAAAUUAUUGGAGGAGGGGUUCUAGGGUUCUCUAUGGAUGGAGCUUUUUGUCUGAUGUCUAUCCCUUCUCUGUCCAUUGCUGUUUAUGGUUAUGACUCGUAGAUUUGCACUUCUUUCGUGGGUUUGCUUGUUUUGAUCGAUUUCAAGCUUAUUUACCAUUGAUUUGGAUUGUAUUGGAGACCAGGGAUAUGCAUACAACUUUUUAGUAAUUUGUGGUUGUGGGGUUUCUAUAAUUUUUGGAUUUCUGGGUUUUGGGUCCUUUUCUCUUUUGGGUUUUUUGCAAUUGAGGAUUUUGCUUCUCAUUCUCUUCACCUGAAGCCAAUUGUAGCAGCGUUUGAAGGAAAGAGAAAGAGAAAGAGAAAGAGAACAAGAUUGUUUUCAGUUUUGUUAUUAUUAGCUCAUUUUGGGUUUGAAGGGGUUGAUAUUCUGACGGAAUUUUUUCCUCGGGAUUUAGUUGGUUUAGGAUGUGUCCUUGUGCUUGUUGGGAAUAUUGAGUAUCUGCUUGAUUAGGGGUUCUUUCGUUAGGCAGGGCAGAGAGGAAUUGUGUAAAGGGUAAGGAUGGAAGAGGAGAUGGUGUCAGUUGUGGGGAGUCAGGAGAAUAACGUAGAGGACCGAAUGUUUGUGGAAAUGGAAACCGAAGAGAAUGGAAUUGACAGUCCGAGGAAGGAAAUUGAAGGUUUUAUGUCAGAGCAAGGUGAGGGAAGUAACGUGGUAUUCUCUAGAGAAGGACCUCUUGUGAGGAAAGAAUCGAGAUCAUCCAGCGGUUGUUGUUGCAGUGUCAAAAAGCUCAAAUCCAGGGUGGUUGCAGCAGAUUCUGAGGUUGGAAAGAAUGAGAAAUUUGUGCACGAGAAGAAGCUCAGUAGACAAGAGAGGAUCGAUUUGGGUCGGUUGUUUCAGGGUGCAGUGAGUUCUCAUGAUUGGGAGCUUGCGGAGAGUUUGAUCUUGUUGGCAGAUCCACAAACUCUUAAUGAUGCCUUGUGCAUCACGUUGGACUCCAUCUGGUUCCUGACCGCACAGCAAGAGCUUAAUGGGAUAACGGGAUUGAUUAAGAAGAUCAUUGCCAAUGGUGCUUAUGACUUUACAAGAGCUGCUCUUAGGACUUCAUUUCUUGCUUCUUGCGUCUCUGCCUGCCAGAGCCGAACUAUGAGUCUUGCAGAUACAGUCACUGUUAUGGCUCAAAGGUUGCAUGAGCGUCUUCAGGAAUGUAAUGGAGAUGAGGUCUUGAAGGCAGAAGCUGGUGCUAAGGUUCAAAAGUUUACUGAAUGGGCUCUGAAAUGUAUAGGCUUCCAUUCUCGUUGCCAAGGCAAUAAGGAUAGAGUGAGUCACAGCUCUGCGGUUGAGAUCCAACUCCAGUUAUCUGCAUUCAAGACAUUUUUAGAUCUUGUUGGCAACCAACUUACAGGGAAGGACUUCACGGAGGCCUUUGAUGCAGCUUGCUUCCCCCUUACUCUCUUCUCUAGCUCAUUUGAUCCUGGUUGGGCAUCUGGGAUAUCAGCAACUGCAAUCCAAGGAUUGCUGGGGAUGUUGGUAGAGGGGGGUGCUGACAAUGUCAAUCAGUGUUUCCUCGAAGCCUCACGUUUUGGGAGUACAGAACUUGUGCGCAUUUUAUUGCAGAUUGCCCAAAGAAACAGCUUGGAUGUUGACGUUGACCUUGCUUUGGGCUUUGCUUCCCACUACUGCAAGAUUGGCACAAUGGAAUGUCUGGUGGAUGAGGGUAAUGCCAUUGCUUUUUUGGGCCCUUUGAUGAGAGCUGCUGAGAGGGGUUGUCUGCAGGUUGUUGAGUGGUUUGUGAAAAGGAAUUGCCGAGAAAUGGAGCUUUGUCUUGCCCUCACAGCUGCCACUUCAAGCAGCCAAGUAGACAUUGCUGCCUAUCUUCUCCCUCACGUUCCUCAGACUGUGCUUGCAGCACUCAGCAUCGAGAUUCUCAAGGCUGCUGGUGAACGCAGUGGUGGGUCCCUUGAUGGUGUAGCAUUUCUGCUCCAUUCAGACUUCUUAGGUGAUCCAGCAGCUACUUACGCAGUUGCAGACAGUAUAGCAAGGUCUGACGACGAGGCUGUAGCUCCUGAGCUAAGGUCUUUUCUUCAAGAGCAUUGGUCAGAGGCGGCUUUCAUUGAUGGAUUAAGGCAAGGACGAGAGCAUUACAUGAACCUUGUGAGGAUUUUAAAGUGGGGUGGAUCUCCUAUUUGCUUAAGAGAUCUUCCAGGCCCUCUGAGGGUGGCAAUUGCUUACCUGCCACUGUAUAGGGAAAGUAUCAAGGCAGGUGGCUGUAUGUUAUCCCAAAGGCUAAGAGGCCAGCUUGUUGAAGCAGUGACUAGGCUUGGAGGUGGGGUCUUAGAAGAGUUGAACCAGGGCAGAGAACUCCUGGCUGUUUUGGAGCAUCAUCUUCCUCCAUUUUUGGUUCAUAAAUCCACCAGCAUUGCCUAGCAAGAUUUUGCCAUCAGAUCUCUCAUAUUUUUGCACCUUUUUUUAUUUUUAUUUUUAUUUUUUGUUCCCAACCUAUAUGUGCCAUAGAUAAUAAUAACACAACGUUUUUAGCCGGGGAUCAGAUCGGAUCGGAUCGGGCGAAGAAGUAUCCAAGGUUUGCCAAUUUUCUUGCCAUCCUAUGUGCUUGGCUUAUAUUUUAGGUCUCCCUGCACGCUUUCUAUAUAGCAGCAUGUACUCUCUCUCUCUCUCUCUCUCCCUCUCUCUUUUAUAUCUGAUGUGCAAGCUGAUCUAUCGUGUAAGACGAAAGUGCAACUAUUGUCACAAGGGUUGAAAUAUGAUGGGCGUGUAUAUUGGCUAUU
Messenger RNA from Corylus avellana, 2928 nucleotides. Its product is annotated as ankyrin repeat protein SKIP35. Lineage: Eukaryota; Viridiplantae; Streptophyta; Magnoliopsida; Fagales; Betulaceae. The record is from RefSeq and is a predicted model, not a curated record.